This is a messenger RNA of Nymphalis io (European peacock), 3440 nucleotides long. RefSeq names its product ETS homologous factor-like (gene Ets). The transcript is spliced from 2 exons. The record is from RefSeq and is a predicted model, not a curated record. Gene Ontology annotation, molecular function: DNA-binding transcription factor activity, RNA polymerase II-specific; sequence-specific DNA binding. NCBI's taxonomy places the organism in Eukaryota, Metazoa, Arthropoda, Insecta, Lepidoptera, Nymphalidae. Gene Ontology annotation, biological process: cell differentiation; regulation of transcription by RNA polymerase II. The coding region runs from base 57 to 1217 and encodes 386 amino acids. Gene Ontology annotation, cellular component: nucleus.
CUCUCGACGCCCGCCACCCAUUCCGUCGCGAACCACCGGCCGUGUCGCACGCAGCCAUGAUUGAUUACGCGCGCCCCUACGACCAAAGCAUGUGCGAUCUCUAUCUGCCUCCCACACCACCGGCGCCCGCGCGUCUUGAUGAUUUUCAAGUUUUCAAAAAGGGUAACCCUUCUCACAUCUACGGAAACUAUUACAAUAACUACGAAAUGUACGGAGAACCAGAAAUCGACACUGCCGCCAACGUUUACCACAACCUCGUAAGCUCUCGCGAGUACCGUCACGAGGACUGGAAGCAAAAAAUGGUCAUCGAAUGGAAUGACAAUGAAACUGUAUCCUGGAUAAUCGAUUGUGCCGUCACCCACGGAUUUUGCGAGUAUGAUGUACCGUUUUAUAAUUUCAGUGUUCCAGGUAUGGAAUUUAGAAAUAUGAGACGAGAAGAAGUCCAACAGAGAAUGGCUCAUCCCAGCGUCGAUCCUAACCUAUCAAGAAGGAUAGGUGACACAAUUUUCGACAAAUUGCAGAAUCGCUUAAAUGAAGACAUGCUACGACAGUCGACAGUGUUUAAAUACGUGGAGAGUGAUCCGUACCAAAGUAAUGAACCAGUGAAGACAGUGUUAGAUUUGGACUCUUUGGACCAUAAAAACAGGUUAUAUGCUUCGGGCUAUAAACCAAAUGACAUUAGUUUGUUUCAAGCUGCCGACUCCAGCGAUGAUGCCGAGGAUGUAUUUCGUUCCUCGGAAACGGCAUCGCCGGAGUGUUCAUACGGUAGUGAUGGUAGCAAAUCCGGUGACGAGGAAGAGAAAAGAAAAAUGUUUAAAAGACCACCCGGACGGCCUAAGGGCAGCGGCAGAAAAGUAUGCAAGCGCCCUAGAAGCGUGUCCGUACCAGAGUUUCUCCGAAAUCUCUUGUUUGACGAAAAGUAUUGUCCCUCUAUCAUCAAAUGGGAAGAUCACGCGCAAGGAAAGUUUAGAUUCGUGAAACCAGACGAAGUGGCAAAACUCUGGGGUCAGAUGAAGCAAAACGACAACAUGACGUUUGAGAAGUUCAGCAGAGCCAUGCGGUAUCACUACAGACAAUCCGUCCUGGUGUCUGUCCCCACGGCACGAUUGGUGUACCAAUUCGGCCACAAGGGGCCCGAUUUCAAGACAGACAACCCGAAUUUCAUGAAAGUAAAGUCAGAAAUCGACGUACAUGACAUGACAUAUUCGAAUUCGUAGUGGAAUAUUUAGAAUUUAAGGAAUUUAUUGGGAAACUAUGCUCAUGAUGAAGUUGAGGCGAUGAUAGUUAAUGUUUCAUGUUUGUAACCUGGGUGCGAUACUCGAAGCUGAAGUUAGACUAGUGUUGGUAAUGCGAAUCUCUGUUGUAAUAAGAUAAAUGAAAAAUGAAAAAAAAAAGAAAGAGAGGAAGUAAAAGAUGUUUCCGUGAUAAAUGUAAGAUAGUCAAAUGCUAGAGAGAUCAUGCCCAGGAAUAAGUUGUUUGAAAUGAAUAAGAAUAGGUAUUAGAAGGAAUUUUGGAAAUUAUUACGGAUUAUAUAGAUAUUUCCAGAUAGUAAUGAGUGUGGUUAAAGUAAGCUCGGUGUCCAAUUCGGUCUCGUUUUGAAGGUUGUAACUGAACAAUGAAUGUUGGAUUGUUGCCGUCAAUUAAAGGUUGUAUGCCCGACUUGUUGAAGUGUCCAUAUUAUUUUUUUAAGUAAUUAUUAAAUUUCGAUGAAUGCUUUUAUCCUCGACGUGGAGUUUUCGUGGUCGAACUUUUAUGGUUGUUCAGAGUUACGAAUUUUUGAUAAAGUAUUUUUGAAAUUUCGAUCGUUGUUACCAUAAUAAAUAAGAUUAGUUUAAAUAGACUAUUAUAGUUACAAGAUAUAUUUUAAACAUUCCGAUUUUUAUUUAUAUUAUUUCUGAUAUAUUUGAUAUAGAGUUUAUUUUCUAAUUUGUAGUAGGUAGUUAUUGUUGCCAUACUUAUUAUCGUUUAAAAUGUACUUAAUUACAUUUGUAUUGUAUAUAUUACUAUUUCAAAUUUGUUAUUUCACUUGAUAGAUAAUAGUUAUAAUAAGUUUUUUUUUCUACGACUAUUUAUAAUCUCCUAUCUCAGUGUUAGAUUUAAUUUAGAAUAAUAUCUAAGUAUGAAAUGGCGCGCAUGUGCAAUAAGAAAUAAUGACAAGUGUCAAGAUCUGUCGGCCAAAGAUUAUGUAGUUUGAAAAAUGGUACAUUAUUGAUUUAAGAAAGAUAGAUUUUUUGAUAUUAUAAGUGUAAUAUAGUUUUAAGUUGGUGACUCUCAGGCAAUUGCUGUGAUGUAAAGUAAAUUUUGAAUCGAUUUAGUUUAUGUACAUAGUUAUCUACAUAUUUGAAUCAACGAAUUAUAUAAUUAAGAAUUACAACAAUUAAUAUACAUCCCGUUUUAAUUGCUAAAUAUAAUUUAAAUAAUAUAUUAAUCACUUAUAAGUAUAUUUCCUUUAUUACUUUAAUAAUGUCAACGUAUAAAAAUUGUCUAGUAUUAACAAUUGUCAAUUUUACUUCAAGUACAAAAUUUGUGUCUUCAUUUUUUAAAGUAUUAAUAUAAUGAAGUACAUUCUUAUAAGCAAUAGAUGUUAAAAUAUUUCAGAACGUAUAUUGAGAUAUUCAUGAUUAUUGUAACUUAUAUAUAAUAAUAAUUGCAUAAUAUUUACAUUAUUAUCUAUGAAAAACAAAAGACAGGAAUUGCUUUAAUUGUUGACGUUUUUCAAACUCCAACCAUUAAAGUUUAAUCGAUUUAUGCAAAUAAAAUCAGUAUUGUAGAGCUCAUGACGUUCUCAGUAACUAAAAUUGGUUACGACAUUAAUUAUAAAAAAUAAGAAUUUUGAGUUUAAAAGGAAUAAGAUGUUAUCUUGACCUAAAAUAUUAGCCAAAUAUUCUGGUUAUUUAAAAAAAAAUGUAAGUAAAUACUGAAAAAUAAAAUCAAUCGAACUUGAUUGUAAAUUUGUUCACUUCAUAAUUUUUCUCAAAAUUCUUAAUAUUAGACGACGAUUUGUUCUCUUUAAAUAUGUGUCACACCCAUUCCAUUAUGAAAUAUUAUUUAUUAAUAUAACUUACACAAAAAUCAUAUUAAAUAUUUUCAAAUAAGAACUUUAUUGGAAUGCGGCAUAAGGGCAGUUCGAUUACUCUUUAUAGCUGUACAACAGAUAUACUAACAUAUUUUUUAUGCUUAAAUGCAAUACAAUUUUUUCUUUUAAAAAAAUAUGAAAUAUAAUAAUUUAUUUUAUACGUAUUUAUGAUGAACAAAUGUACAAAGCCUUAAAAGUCAGUACUAUGUUUUUAUCCAGUUUUUAAUUUAAGUUUAUUUUUAUUAAUUUACAAUAUAAUUGUUUGAGUUUUAAGUUUUUAUUUUAAGUUUGUUUCAUGUGCAAUUGAAUUAUUUCAGAAUUAUACGAAAUAGAUGAAAGAUUAUACGAAUUUUAAAUGUGAAAA